AUCGCUUCUCUUCCACUUUCCUUGCGACGGCUGCUCGGUCAACGACUGUACACGCAGGUACAGUCCCCCUGCCACUGCACCAAUAAUCACGAUCAAUUGGCACCACGAGGCUUCUUCAGCUUGCCUCGUUUCAUUCCAUUUCGUGCAACCAAAAUGCCUCUCGUGGAUCCGGUAACAAUGUCCUCGUCAGCAAUCGUGAAGGGCGCCGUAGCUCAGUCGACAUCGACAACAAAAAGUACACCUGGAAGUCAAGCGACAGAGUCAUCGACGACAACGGCCGGUUCCAGCAGCUCGCUGGCGACUCUACGACCCGUCCAAAUCAAACAAACGCCCGCUGCUCAGACCAUCCGCUAUGCUCUACCGGCCGCCUUGACCGCCUUAUACCUGUUUCGAUUCGACGCCCUCGUCACCAAUCCCGUCCCAGUAAUGCUCAACGCCUUGCCCGUCGUCGCGGCAUUCCAGAUGACCUAUGCACUUCUUUGUCUGCCUGCGGCGGGCGAGCCGGCGUCAAAGUCGAACCGUAAACCCCGGCCGGGCGAGAGGAAGAAGGGCGGCGACAUUGGGUCGAGCACGAUCAUUACCGCACUCCUAGCCUCCGUUUUGACCUCUAUUGUCACGCCCUUCCUAUACUUCGCCAUGGUCCUCUUCGGCGCGCCCUUCCUCACACAUGGGUCGCAUACCUUCCUGUGCGCCGCGCACCUUGCCCUCCUUACACUCUUCCCGCUCUUCUACGUACACGGCGUCGACUCGGCCGCCUGGGCUGCGGUCGGCGGAUUCCGUGCACCGCUCGAUGAGACCUUUGGCGGUCUGGUGGGCGGCCUUGUGGGCGCGUGGCUGGGCGCUGUGCCUAUUCCACUGGAUUGGGACCGCGAGUGGCAAAGGUGGCCGGUUACCAUUCUCUGUGGUGCUUAUGGAGGAUACUUGCUUGGUAGGGUUUUGGGAGGAACGUUGUUCUGGGGGAAGAGAUUUUGAGUUGAAGGGGAUGUUUGUCAAAAGCUGGGUUUCCUUCAACGGAGGAAUUCUCCUCUGCUCCUGGUCAUCCGCUACAUAACUUGCGCCUUAUCUUCACGGCGGGAAUCGGCGGUAUGGCGUAGGUUAUCUUGGGGUGUGACAUGGUCGGUUGUGGUACUGCUGGUAAUGGUGUUGCCUUUCUGCAGGUCGGAAACACACAGGGAACGGGGUAACGGGUUGUGAAACCCUUUUCGGGUUUGGAGGUUGGCCGUUACCCGGCAUCAAGAUAAUUCUGAUAAAGCUCCUCCAGAUAGCAGUUAAUGUUUUGUGCGGA
Messenger RNA from Neurospora tetrasperma FGSC 2508, 1285 nucleotides. RefSeq lists its product as uncharacterized. The transcript is spliced from 2 exons. The coding region runs from base 154 to 972 and encodes 272 amino acids. NCBI's taxonomy places the organism in Eukaryota, Fungi, Ascomycota, Sordariomycetes, Sordariales, Sordariaceae. Gene Ontology annotation, cellular component: endoplasmic reticulum membrane. The record is from RefSeq and is a predicted model, not a curated record. Gene Ontology annotation, biological process: GPI anchor biosynthetic process.